GAAGCCGAAGUAGAGCAGUGAACCCGGAAGUGCUUCUCAGCAGAGGCCUGGGCCACUCUUUUGAAUGGAAUCGGGCUGAUUCAUCCCGGGUUCACAGAGCCAGAUCGCCGCCGACUGUGAGGCGCUGCCCGGCUGCCGCUGUCGCUGCACAGGCCAGGAACGUGUAAAAACUACUUGGAAAAAAAAUUAUACCUGCAAGAAUUAAAUAAGAGUUUGAGUUAGUAGGAAAUUUGUCACAUUCAACAAAUUGAAGCUUAACACCCUAAGAAUUACAGUUGCCAAGCAGAAAUAUGGACAGACUUCUUAGACUUGGAGGAGGUAUGCCUGGACUGGGCCAGAAAUCGUCAUUAUCAUAGAUCAGUCAGGAAGGUUUGGUCAUGAUUUGGAAACAGUCCCCAAAUGUCAAUAGUUCAACACUACAAAGCUCUUUUUCCGCUUAUAUGUGUCUGUGAUGGUUCAGCUGGGUUCUGUGUUCUGUGAUAUCAUCAUUACUCUGGGAUGCAAGGUAACAGCAUUCUCACUGACCAGUGGCUCUUUGAAAGCUUUCAUUGGAGGGACUGGAAAGAUGGCUCAUAAGGGUCCACCUACCGAUGCUCCUGCAGUGGACACAGCAGAACAAGUCUAUAUCUCUUCACUGGCAUUGCUAAAGAUGUUAAAACAUGGCCGAGCUGGGGUUCCAAUGGAAGUUAUGGGUCUGAUGCUUGGCGAGUUUGUUGAUGAUUACACGGUCAGAGUGAUUGAUGUGUUUGCUAUGCCACAGUCAGGAACAGGUGUCAGUGUAGAAGCAGUUGAUCCAGUGUUCCAAGCCAAAAUGUUGGAUAUGCUGAAGCAAACAGGAAGGCCGGAGAUGGUUGUUGGUUGGUAUCACAGUCACCCUGGCUUUGGUUGUUGGCUUUCUGGUGUGGAUAUCAACACUCAGCAGAGCUUUGAAGCCUUGUCGGAGAGAGCAGUGGCAGUGGUUGUGGAUCCCAUUCAGAGUGUAAAAGGAAAGGUUGUUAUUGAUGCCUUCAGAUUGAUCAAUGCUAAUAUGAUGGUCUUAGGACAUGAACCAAGACAAACAACUUCAAAUCUGGGCCACUUAAACAAACCAUCUAUCCAGGCAUUGAUUCAUGGAUUAAACAGACAUUACUACUCCAUCACUAUUAACUAUAGAAAAAAUGAGCUGGAACAAAAGAUGUUGUUAAAUUUGCAUAAGAAGAGUUGGAUGGAAGGUUUGACACUUCAGGACUACAGUGAACAUUGUAAACACAAUGAAUCAGUGGUAAAAGAGAUGUUGGAAUUAGCCAAGAAUUACAAUAAGGCUGUAGAGGAAGAAGAUAAGAUGACACCUGAACAGCUGGCAAUAAAGAAUGUUGGCAAGCAGGAUCCCAAACGUCAUUUGGAAGAACAUGUGGAUGUACUUAUGACUUCAAAUAUUGUCCAGUGUUUAGCAGCAAUGUUGGAUACUGUUGUAUUUAAAUAAAGCAAAGCAGAAAGCAUUUAGUGACACUUUCAGUGUAUAUUCCUCUGUUGUUCCUAAUGUUCAAAAUCAAGGAACCUCUGAAGGUGUAUGUGGUUAGGUGUAAGAAUCUGGCAUCAUUUGCAGUACUGAAACACCUUCAGUCUCAGCUGUGCAAUUACUUCUGUUUCUUUGGCCAGGGUCUUUGCAGAGUCCAGAGUUGUACAAGAAUACAUCAAAGUGGACCGAUUUUGUUAAGAUCCAUUUAAUAUUGAAAAAAAUCAGUAGCACAAAUAUAUUUUGAUUGUUGCUUACAAAAUAAAAUACGUUUACAAUCCAA
Messenger RNA from Nannospalax galili (Upper Galilee mountains blind mole rat), 1778 nucleotides. It is a transcript of the gene Psmd14, whose product is annotated as proteasome 26S subunit, non-ATPase 14. Bases 452 to 1462 code for a protein of 336 amino acids. Gene Ontology annotation, biological process: proteasome-mediated ubiquitin-dependent protein catabolic process; protein deubiquitination. Lineage: Eukaryota; Metazoa; Chordata; Mammalia; Rodentia; Spalacidae. Gene Ontology annotation, molecular function: protein binding; metallopeptidase activity; proteasome binding. The record is from RefSeq and is a predicted model, not a curated record. Gene Ontology annotation, cellular component: proteasome regulatory particle, lid subcomplex. The transcript has 13 exons.